AUGACUGAUGCUCUUCCCAUUGUCGACCUUGAACUCUAUCUAAAUGACAAAUACAGUCCGUUAGCGAUCAAAGAAUGCAAGAAGGCCGCUAAUGCCUUGGUAGACUAUGGGGCUCUCUUGGUAAAGGACCCACGGGUAACAGAGAAGGAUAAUUCCCGGUUUUUGGAUUUGAUGGAGGAUUAUUUCGCUCAACCCUUUGAAGUGAAACUCAAAGAUGCACGUCCAGAAUUUAGCUAUCAAGUGGGUGUGACUCCUGGAUUUAAGGAAGAGCCGAGAUGUUAUCGUGACCCUAAUUGUCAGGAAGUUAUUAUUAAAAUGCCUGAAGACAGUCGACCGCUUCCUAUCUCAGGGCCUGACGCAAAAUGGAGAUAUUUUUGGCGUAUUGGAGAGAGACCGCAAGAAACCAAGUUCCCCCAACUGAAUAGUGAACCGGUCGUUCCUGAAUCUUUCAAGGAUAUCUGGUCCACCGUCAUGAAUCAAUGGGGUAAUCAGAUGCAUCGGGCCAUUUUAGAUGUCAGUGAGAUGGCUUCAGUUGGAUUUGGACUAUCCGCUAAUGCAUUACUAGAUCUCACGAAAAACGGGCCACACCUCUUGGCCCCCACCGGAAGUGAUUUGAAUGAGUAUGGAAAACUUAAUACUGUUCUCGCGGGUUUUCAUUACGACCUAAAUUUCAUGACAAUUCAUGGUAAAAGUCGAUUUCCUGGGUUACAUAUUUGGCCGCGUAAUGAAUCGACUAAGAUGCAAGUUCGAGUUCCUGAUGGAUGUUUACUAGUGCAAGCUGGCAAGCAAUUAGAAUGGCUCACAGGCGGUAAGGUAAAGGCAGGUUAUCACGAGGUGGUAGUGACCGAAUCAACGCUCCAAGCCAUUGAGAAUGCAAAGAAAACUCGACCGGAUAGGCCUUUGUGGAGGAUAUCAUCGACUUUCUUUCUGCAUAUCGCGAGUGACAAUGUAUUACAACCAUUGGGACCAUUUAAACCUGAACCGGCGCUCUAUCCACCGACGCUUGCUGGUGAUCAAGUGAAUUACGAAUUAUUUCAAAUUAAUUUGGAUCAAUAG
Molecule: messenger RNA, 1056 nt
Organism: Acaulospora morrowiae
Lineage: Eukaryota; Fungi; Glomeromycota; Glomeromycetes; Diversisporales; Acaulosporaceae
Source: the annotation of a GenBank genome assembly